AUGCCUGAGGAAGUGCACCAUGGAGAGGAGGAGGUGGAGACCUUUGCCUUCCAGGCAGAGAUUGCCCAAUUUAUGCCACUCAUCAUCAAUACCUUCUAUUCCAACAAGGAAAUUUUUCUCUGGGAGUUGAUCUCAAAUGCUUCUGAUGCCUUGGAUAAGAUUCACUAUGAGAGCUUAACAAAUCCUUCCAAGUUAGAUAGUGGUAAGGAGAUGAAAAUUGACAUCAUCCCCAACCCCCAGGAGCGUACUCUUACUCUAGUGGAUACCGGCAUUGGCAUGACCAAGGCUGAUCUCAGAAAUAAUCUGGGAACCAUUGCCAAGUCUGGCACCAAAGCACUUAUGGAGGCUCUGCAGGCUGAGAAAGUGGUUGUGGUCACAAAGCAUAAUGAUGAUGAACAGUAUGCGUGGGAGUCUUCUGCUGGAGGUUCCUUUACUGUUCGUGCUGACCAUGGGGAUUCCAUUGGUCGGGGUACCAAAGUGAUUCUGCACCUUAAAGAAGACCAGACAGAGUACCUAGAGGAGAGGCGAGUGAAAGAAGUGGUGAAGAAGCACUCACAGUAUGGCUAUCCCAUUACCUUUUAUCUGGAGAAGGAAUGAGAAAAGGAAAUCAGUGAUGAUGAGGCAGAGGAAGAGAAAGGUGAGAAAGAAGAAGAAGAUAAGGAUGAAGAAGAGAAGCCUAAGAUUGAAGAUGUGUGCUCAGAUGAGGAAGAUGAUAGUGAGGAAUAUGGGGAGUUCUAUAAGAGCCUUACAAAUGACUGGGAAGACCACUUGGCAGUGAAGCACUUCUCAGUAGAAGGUCAAUUGGAAUUCAGAGCAUUGCUGUUCAUUGCCCGCCGUGCUCCCUUUGACCUCUUUGAGAAUAAGAAGAAAAAGAACAACAUUAAACUUUAUGUCUGCUGUGUGUUCAUCAUGGACAGCUGUGAUGAGUUAAUACCAGAAUAUCUUAACUUCAUCUGAGGUGUGGUGGACUCCGAGGACCUGCUCCUCAACAUUUCCUGGAAAAUGCUCCAGCAGAGCAAAAUCUUGAAGUAUGUUUCUCGCAUGAAGGAAACCCAGAAGUCCAUUUAUUAUAUCACUGGUGAAAGCAAAGAGCAGGUAGCCAAUUCUGCAUUUGUGCAGCGAGUACGAAAGCGGGGCUUUGAGGUAGUUUAUAUGACUGAGCGUAUUGACGAGUACUGUGUGCAGCAGCUCAAGGAAUUUGAUGGGAAGAGCUUGGUCUCAGUUACCAAGGAAGGCCUAGAGCUCCCAGAGGAUGAAGAGGAGAAAAAGAAAAUGGAAGAGAGCAAGGCCAAGUUUGAGAACCUCUGCAAGCUCAUGAAAGAAAUCUUGGAUAAGAAGGUUGAGAAGGUAACAAUCUCCAAUAGAUUUGUGUCUUCACCCUGUUGCAUUGUGACUAGCACAUAUGGCUGGAUGGCCAAUAUGGAACAGAUCAUGAAAACCCAAGCACUGCGAGACAACUCUACAAUGGGCUACAUGAUGGCCAAAAAGCACCUGGAGAUCAACCCAGAUCACCCCAUUGUGGAGACACUGAGGCAGAAGGCUGAAGCAGACAAGAAUGACAAAGCUGUCAAGGACCUAGUGGUCCUGCUCUUUGAAACUUUGCUCUCUUCUGGCUCCUCCCUUGAGGAUCCCCAGACCCACUCCAACCGCAUCUACUGCAUGAUCAAGCUGGGUUUAGGCAUUGAUGAAGAUGAAGUGACAGCUGAGAAACCCAGUACUGCUGUUCCUGAUGAGAUCCACCCCCUUGAGGGUGAUAAGGAUGCAUCUCGCAUGUAAGACGUAGAUUAG
Messenger RNA from Chrysochloris asiatica (Cape golden mole), 1788 nucleotides. RefSeq names its product putative heat shock protein HSP 90-beta-3-like. Gene Ontology annotation, biological process: protein folding; protein stabilization; cellular response to heat. Gene Ontology annotation, cellular component: cytosol; perinuclear region of cytoplasm; protein-containing complex. Gene Ontology annotation, molecular function: ATP-dependent protein folding chaperone; ATP hydrolysis activity; disordered domain specific binding. NCBI's taxonomy places the organism in Eukaryota, Metazoa, Chordata, Mammalia, Afrosoricida, Chrysochloridae. The record is from RefSeq and is a predicted model, not a curated record.